UUUCGGGAUUCCCUUACAAAAUUAAGCGUAAUUUCACGUUCUAAUGGAGACCGACAAAUGCAGGUUUCACUCUUAGCUUGUGGCACUUGCGCCGCUGGGUGUUUGGUUUGACACGCAUUCGUUGAUCGAGCACAGUUGACGUAACUCUGUGUAGCCGAUCGACGUAACUUUUUCUUUGGCAGAUGCUAGUUUAGGAUAUAGGCCGGUGCGGAUGUUAGCCGGCCGGCAUCAUGCCUCCGAAAGGUAAAGGCGGCGACUCCAAAGGAGGAUCCAAGGGAGGCAAAGGCAAGGGUGCCGGAGAGGCAGCGGAAGCUUCCGACUCCAAAGGCGGCAAGCAGGCCAAGGGAGGAACUGCCGUCAAGGUUCGACACAUUCUGUGCGAGAAGCAGUCCAAGGCUUUGGAGGCACUCGAGAAGAUCAAGGGCGGCAUGAAAUUCAACGAGGUGGCUGCCACCUACAGUGAGGACAAAGCUCGCCAAGGGGGCGACUUGGGCUGGAUGACACGUGGCUCAAUGGUGGGGCCAUUCCAGGACGCGGCUUUUGCACUGCCCGUGAGUAGCCUGGCCAACCCAGUCUACACAGACCCACCCAUCAAGACAAAGUUUGGCUACCACAUCAUCAUGGUCGAGGGAAAGAAGUAGCCUCGCAGAUGUGCCGAUCUCAGUGCGCUGGCCACGUUUACCUUUGUUGUACAAUAAACAGGUGCCCUUUUGCAGACU
This is a messenger RNA of Rhipicephalus sanguineus (brown dog tick), 719 nucleotides long. Its product is annotated as peptidyl-prolyl cis-trans isomerase NIMA-interacting 4. The record is from RefSeq and is a predicted model, not a curated record. The transcript is spliced from 4 exons. NCBI's taxonomy places the organism in Eukaryota, Metazoa, Arthropoda, Arachnida, Ixodida, Ixodidae. Bases 231 to 641 code for a protein of 136 amino acids. Gene Ontology annotation, biological process: rRNA processing. Gene Ontology annotation, molecular function: peptidyl-prolyl cis-trans isomerase activity; DNA binding.